This is a messenger RNA of Silurus meridionalis, 3082 nucleotides long. Its product is annotated as sodium- and chloride-dependent transporter XTRP3-like. Gene Ontology annotation, cellular component: plasma membrane. The transcript is spliced from 11 exons. Gene Ontology annotation, molecular function: L-proline transmembrane transporter activity. Bases 162 to 1976 code for a protein of 604 amino acids. The record is from RefSeq and is a predicted model, not a curated record. Lineage: Eukaryota; Metazoa; Chordata; Actinopteri; Siluriformes; Siluridae. Gene Ontology annotation, biological process: sodium ion transmembrane transport.
AACUCAGUGUAAUAAAGUGGCACUUCACUCAGUAUUUGUCUCAAAUCAUUUCACUCUGCUCUCACUCUGAACUUCAUACAUUUUUUAAUCUAAUUAUCUGCACUUUAUUAUUUAUAAAUUAAUUUAUUUUUAUUAAUUGUUACUGUUAUUAUUGUUUGCUGAUGGAGAAGGAGAGCCGGCCAUCGUGGGAGACUCCGACUCAGUUCGUGUUGGCGUGUGUGUCGUACGCUGUUGGUUUGGGAAAUGUGUGGAGAUUUCCUUAUCUCUGCCAGAUGCAUGGAGGAGGGGGGUUUCUGAUCCCAUACAUCCUCAUGCUCUUUCUGGAAGGAAUUCCUCUUUUCUAUUUGGAGCUUGCUGUUGGACAGAAGAUGCGUUUAGGAAGCAUCGGUGCCUUCACUUCCAUCAGUCCCUACCUAGGGGGAGUGGGGUUUGCAAGUGUCAUCACAUCCAUUUAUCUGUGUUUGUAUUAUAACGUAAUUAAUGCCUGGAGUUUCUGGUACCUUUUUCACUCAUUUCAGUCUGUGCUGCCGUGGGCUCAAUGCCCAUUGAACUCCAAUCAUACAGCAUAUUUAGAGGAGUGUGAAGUCGCCACUUCAACACAAUAUUUUUUCUUUCGUGAGACAUUGAACAUUUCAUCGUCCAUCGAUGAGCACACUGUCGGUGUUCACACGGGAGUGGCACUCUGCCUCCUCCUGGCUUGGAGCAUCGUUUUCCUGUUUAACAUCCAUGGAGUCAAAUCUACUGGCAAAGUGGUGUAUUUCACUGCAACGUUUCCGUACCUGGUUCUGAUUGUGUAUCUGAUCCGUGGUGUCACUCUACAUGGAGCGCUAGAUGGAGUGAAGUACAUGUUCACUCCAAAGCUGGAGCAGUUGAUGAAUCCUCAGACAUGGAUAAAUGCUGCUACACAGAUCUUCUUCUCUCUUGGUUUGGGUUUCGGGUCUCUAAUUGCUUUUGCCAGUUAUAAUGAUUACAAUAACAACUUUGAACGUCAGGCCAUCGUCGUCGCCCUCAUUAACAGUGGAACUUCAGUUUUUGCCAGCAUUGUCACGUUUUCCAUCUACGGCUUCAAAGCUACAUUCAACUAUGAGAGCUGCUUAGAGAGGAUGAGAGUUUUACUUCUGAAUACAUUUAAUCUCGCUGAAGAUGCCAUUAAUAAAGAAAAUGUGACGUCAUGGAUUACUGUGUUAAAUCACACACAUCCUGAGCAGCUCGCGCUCAUUCAGCAUAAACUAGAGCCCUGCAGUCUGGAGGCUGAACUGGACACAGCUGUUGAGGGCACUGGUUUAGCAUUCAUUGUGUACAGUGAGGCGAUCAUGAACAUGCCGGCUUCUCAGCUAUGGUCUGUCCUCUACUUCUUGAUGUUGCUGAUGUUGGGGAUGGGAAGCAUGCUUGGAAACAUAACAGCCAUAAUAACACCACUGAGGGACUUCAAAAAUCUUACACAGAACUUCAACAAUGCCACACUGAACGGUCUGGUGUGCCUUUUCUGUUUGUUGCUGGGUUUGGGAUUCACCACCCCUUCGGGUAAUUACUGGUUUACGAUGUUCAAUGAGUAUGGUGCAACGCUCUCGUUGCUCUUCAUCGUGCUGAUUGAAGUUGUCACUGUUUCCUACAUCUAUGGGCUAAAAAGGUUUGAGAAGGACAUUGAGGACAUGCUGGGUCAUCGGCCAAACUGGUACUGGAAAAUCAUGUGGGUUUUUGUGAGUCCAUUACUGCUGAUUGGCCUUUUCAUCUUCUAUAUUAUAAGUUAUAUUCAGGGAGGAACACCAACAUAUCAGGCAUGGGAUAAAGACAUGGGAAAGUCAGUAAAAAUGGAGUAUCCUGUAUAUGCUCAAAUCUUCAUUGGUCUUCUCCUUGUCUCAUCAGUGAGCUGUGUCCCUAUCACAGCUAUUUAUACUUUCUGCACAAGACAUAAAAAACAAACAGUAACAGUACGUGAGGAAAUAAAUACUGUGUUAUCCACCAUAACACCAUAAAACCAUCAAAACACCUGCUAGAAUAUCUGCCACAGCGUACACUGUGAGAGCCUUUAUAUGAUACAUUAUAAAGGAUUCAGUAGAUAAUUAAUAGAAAUAACAUCUAACUAUUUACAUUCAGAAUAAUUUUAACAGAAAAGUAAAUAAACCUGAUCAGUUGAUGUACAUCUAAUGGUUAAUAAGAAUCUAAAUGUUUUACUUAAAUUUUUAUUAUGUGGAAAAUGUGUUAAAUAUAAACAGCACUUUCUACACAGUAGUGUGGAGCAUGUUAGUGUACAUUGUCUGCUUAAAGCACUACAUAUACGUAUUCUUUGGGGUUUAUUGUAAUUUACAAUGAUCUGAUUUUAAAGUUACUCUUUGUACUUAAAUCAAUUAUUACAACAUUUUAAAAGUAGAAUUUAGAUAUUAAAGUUAUUUAUGAGACCAAUUAAUGGCCGUGCUUUUGCACCAAAGCAGCAUAAUGUUACAUUCAGAAAGUCUAAAACACUUGAUUUUCUGAUUCUAUAAAUCUCAAAUAUAAUUGAACAAUUUAUUUUUCUUGUCAUGUGAAAAACACAGUUCAUAAACUAUUCUACAGAGUAAUUUUAUAUUAUAAACCCAGACUCCAAAAAGGUAACAAAAUACAUGAUGGUCUUUAUAACAAGUUAUAUUUCUAAAAUUAAUGAAUGAGAACAUGUUUUCUUUGGUAUUAUAUUGAAAAUAAAAUAUUUUGAAAGCAAUAUAAAAAAAAUUGAAUGAAGCUGUGAUCUGAUUUGUGUUUCAGUGACAGAGCUUCUAGACAGUUAUAUACAGAACAGUAUAUUGUCUUUUUCAAUAAAAUCCAUGCAUAUUGUAUAUGGUCACAGAAUUCUGAUUGUUCUCUUGUUGUGUUUUCAGAUUUCCCCACCUGCUUUUAGUUAAUCUGCUGGAGUAUUUUAAGCUCAUUAUUGCCUUUUGUUUUAUUGAGUGAUGUUGUAUAAUUUCAGUCAGGAAUGUGAGUUCAGUGUAAAGGUCAGAGCUUCACUGGGAAUAAAGUUCACAAUGUAAUGUGAAAACACUUCAUUCACUUUACAAAAGUAAAAAUCCAUUUCUGUAACAAUCAGGAAUAAAAGAGUAUAUUAAUGACA